Molecule: messenger RNA, 2016 nt
Organism: Exophiala bonariae
Lineage: Eukaryota; Fungi; Ascomycota; Eurotiomycetes; Chaetothyriales; Herpotrichiellaceae
Exons: 1
Coding region: 1-2016 (671 amino acids)
Source: RefSeq, a predicted model, not a curated record
AUGCGCAAGAAGAGGGACAAGAGUGACAGUACCAGCAUAGGCAGUAACAAUUCUAUCACAGGCAGUUCCUUCAAGGCAAUAAGCAGCUAUCACAGGCAGUCUACUGAGCACCAUGAUGUGUUCGGUGAAGGCAGUCGCACGCGAGGCUUGACAUGUAUUUAUCUGCACUUCGAUGCCUUCCGAAAAAGAAAUCUGUUGCUUGCAAGCACUCAACAUCAGAUUACCGGUUCUCCUAUCUCUUUGACUCAAUCUCCCCCUCGCGAAGCCAGAGCCAUGGCUAUUAGUAAUACAGCAACAAAUACCAGGAGACCGCAAAGAAACCUGAGAAACCGACGCGAGAUUGUAAAACCGGUGAAUGAUGGCUAUCAAGAUCUUUUCGACCCGAAUGGCUCCCACAAUCUCCUAAUUUCAAUUGAUUUGUGUUAUUCCAAUGUGUCAAGAUGUUGGAGGUUAGUCCCCGGGGAACAGAAAGCCGCCUUUUUACUGCUCAAGGACAUGAUGAAAAAGGCUGAAACCGACUACACGCUAGGAAGAGAAGACGCCGUUGUUGCUCUGUCCCUGGGCGCACCCCAUCAGGAGUUCAAUGGCAAACACUUCAUUCUGGAAUUUGGCAAUGCGGCCGAAGCAGCAGUCAUCGAAAAAGGAGCCCGCCCAUUCCGCUCUGUUAAACAGAGUCUCAUCCCCGAAGGUAGCCCAUUGCUGGCUUCAACGGCUAAAAGCUCUUGGUACUCAAGAGCCCAAGAGCUCCACAACACCGCUUUGAAGGCCAUCGAUUCGUCUAUUUCGACAUGUGUUUCCGACGCACUCACAGGAGAGUUGUCAGAGGUAGAAGUUAAUUCGACCUGCGAUAUUAUGGUCCAACUUCUGAGGAAUCAACUGCAACUGGUAAAGAAAGAGAUCAUGCAGGAGGCAAAUUUUACAGAUACGCAAGUCGAUCAAGUACUUUCUUCGAAACGAGCUAGAGUUGCAGUCGACAGUACUACUGCGCAUGGCGAAGAUUCUCUUGAUUUGCUGCGGUGUCUAUGUGAAAGAGCUGGCUUUCCAGAGAACACGAGAAUUCUUUCUGAGGCAAAGUCUGCUGCCAUCUAUUCUGUCCUGCACUCCAAAAAUUUGCUUUCAGCACCUUUGGCCACUGAACCUCGACUGAAAUUGCGCGGUAAACAUUGCAUGGUAGUUGACAUCGGAGGCGGGACUACCGACAUUGCCGUGAUACAGGUUGUUUCGAUGCAGCCAACCCUGGACAUCCGAGAAGUCUUCGAAGUCAAAGCAUGCAUGAGUGGUUCUAAUUCCCUUAAUGACACUGCUGCCAGCCAUAUUCGUCGCUUGUUGGGUGAUGAAUGGUCAGAUUUCUUUUCGAAUAAUGAAAUGACCGAAGAUAAACUUCUUGAAACGAUACGCACGGAGUUUGAGUUCGCGAAGCAAGACUUUGAUCCAUCAACAUUUGGCUGUCGCAAGCACUUCAUUUACUCAGUCGCGAAUACUCCAAAGGAGUUUGGCGAAAUAUUGAGCAAGGUUCAUCUCAGUUCGGAGUACGACACCGACACAAUGCAAAUGAUCUUCGAGGACUGGCUUCGUGAUAUCAUUACCCAGGUCAACCAACAACUCCUUCGGCUUUCCAGCCAUUCAUCUGUUGUCUUAGAGAGCACCGGGGAGAUUCCCAUCAUCCUGACCGGGCGAGGGGCCAACCCGAAGUUUGUGCAACAGCAUAUGCAAUCUACGCUCAGUAACCCAAUCUUGACCAUCAAUCCAGACAAAUGUUCUUCAGUGUGCUAUGGGGGAUUCGUCUCAAUGCUGAAUGAUGGUUUGCCACAACAACUGUUCGCGCGCUAUUCUUGUGGAUUUAUCGCUGAGGAAGGCGCCGCAAUAGUGCCCAACAACGAUAAACCGUCAGCAAACAACGGUCCUGCUUCGCUGCAAACCCCAAUAUGGCUUGUCAGAAAAGGUGAUGUGAUUUCACCGGAAACCCGAUUUCACUACGAGGGCAUGAUUCGGAUUGAAAACCAAAAUUUCCCUUGA